AUGGGUUCGGGUGACCUCAACGCCAAGAAGAGCUGGCACGUUGUCAAUCUCAAGAACCAGCAGAAGGUAUGGGAGAGCGAGCGGGCAGCGCUGGCGGAGCGCAAGAAGGUGGCGGAGCGGGUGGAGGAGCUGCGCAAGGAGCGCCAGGAGGAGGAGAUUGCGCGCCAGCUCGAGGAGGCCGGCGGCCGCAAGCGCGUCGACCGCGUCGACUGGAUGUACCAGGGUCCGUCGGCCGAGAACGGCGGCAUGGUGACGGAAGAGGCCGAGGCUUUUCUGCUGGGCAAGCGGCGCAUCGACGCGCUGAUCCGGGGAGACGACCACAAGAAGCUCGAGAAGAACGCGGCGCACGACCGCUUCGCGGGGCCGUCGGGGGGCGAAGGAACAAGUGCUGGUGCAGGUGCAGGCGCAGCGAGCAGCAUGACAGCGGCCAGCACGGCGCGCGACAUGCUGACCAAGAUCCGUGAGGACCCGCUACUGGCGAUCAAGCGCCAGGAGCAGGAGGCGUACGAGGCCAUGGUGAGCGACCCGAUCCGGCGGCGGCAGCUGCUGGCAUCCAUGGGGCUGUCGACGACGGCGGACGAGAAGAAGAAGAGCAGCCGGUCAUCGUCGGACCGGAAGAGACGACGACACGACGAUGACGACGAUCGACACCACCACCGAAGCCAUCGGCACCGCGACAACGACGACGACGAGUCGCGGCGGCACAGACGACGGGACGACGCGCGUGAUGGGUCUGAUAGUCGGCAUCGACGGCGAUCUCGCAGUCCGGCCAGGCGACGCGAUCGGUCCGGCAGCCGAGGCCGGGACUACGAUCGGCCGUCUCGCAGGGAGGAGAGGGACGACAGGGACGGCAGGGAUGGACGGAAUGAACGGGGUCGAAGAAGCGAGUGGGAUGGGAGGAACAAAACGAAUGCCAGGACAGGCGGCCGGCCGUCCGAUCGAAGCAACGGUCGCACCAACGCCGACGACGAGCGGGCACGCAAGCUGGCGGCCAUGCAGGCGGCAGCGUCAGAGCUGGACCAGCAGCGCGAGCAGCGACUCGCUCAACGGGAAGCACAGGAAGCAGCAGCGCGGGCAGCUGAUGACAAGGCGCGAGCACGUGACGAGCGGCUAGGCGGCGAGCAAUCAUCGUUUGCGACGAGCCUGCGACAGCAGGUGGGCGAGAUGGGACUGGCAGAGCGACUCGGGCGAGGCCGCAAAGGACUACAGCGGGAUGAGGAGUAG
Molecule: messenger RNA, 1224 nt
Organism: Grosmannia clavigera kw1407
Lineage: Eukaryota; Fungi; Ascomycota; Sordariomycetes; Ophiostomatales; Ophiostomataceae
Product: pre-mRNA-splicing factor cwc25
Exons: 1
Coding region: 1-1224 (407 amino acids)
Biological process (GO): mRNA splicing, via spliceosome
Cellular component (GO): U2-type spliceosomal complex
Source: RefSeq, a predicted model, not a curated record